CAGUCGGUGGCUGGUCGGCGUAGCGUAAAGAAGGGAGGACCCUAAGCCUUAGUUUAAACGCCGGAUACGCGACUGGUGUGAAAAGUUGGAAACUGUGUUCGUUCGGAAUUUCCGUUGCCGUAAAGAUGAUUUCAAAAUGACAGUUGCGCCAGCAAAGUUAACCAAGUUGAAGAUGACGGCCAAGAAGUCCUUAUGAAAAUGGAAUCCACUGAGAUUGAAGCAUCCAGUGUUGACUGUGGCGGGACCACUGCCAUCUUUAGAAGUGCGGCAGACAUGCCCAAUACCGAGCAAGAAUCCUCGUUCAUAGACGGCGAAGCCGGGAAUGAAACCGGGAAUAACGGGAACGGUGCCACCGAGGGGUCAAAUACCGCCCCGCUAUUCAGUUUCGACGAGGACGGCGACAUCCUCCCCCGGGAGAGACCUUUCACUCCAAACAAUAGCGUCGAGAGCGAGUGCGAGAGCACUUCAGCGCCCCCAUCCCUGGGGCCAAGUGAUAAUUCGGUCUUAGUGAACCAGGACCUCCGAGAUCACUCUAGAGUCGUGUCAAAGGAAAUUCAAAUAAUAGAGAACGGUUCCACGCCCUCGACGCCCAAGCCCUCCUCGUCGGGACGUCGACGAAAAAUGGGCGUGAUGAAGAGUUCAAGCAGCACGUCUUCCAUCGACGGGGCUAAUCCUCAGGCGGCGCCCGUCGGCGGGGACGUGGUCACCACACCCGGAGGAACCUCAACGAAUCCCCAGGUCAGCAUCGUUCUCGAGCAACCCUCGACCUCGGUUCCUAAAAUCGAUUUCCACGCUCCGUCCAUAGAAGUGGUGGAUGACUAUCUCGAGGGCCACUUAGACGAGGAUAGUCAGCUGAGAGAUCUGUACUCGUCUCUCUUGGGUGACCCAGGAUUCGUCGGAGGGCAGCUGCGAUCUCCCUCGAGAAGCUGUGUCAGCCUCCUGAGCGCGACGCCGCAGGACACGGCUCCCAAGAGGCAACGUGUCCCCUUCAGCACCGUCGUGUUCACUGAGAGGAAGCCCUCCACUGGAGACGCCCUCAUACAGAGCCUGGGCCUGAGCGCCGACGGCGCGGACACCAUCCAGGACAUAGCGUCGAAGAACCAGGGCGCUGCCAGGGAACGACUCCAGUUAGCGGAAGGAGGAGGCCCCGUGGAAGCCGUGGGACUCACUAGUCACUGCGAGUCAUGCGGAGUCUCUCCGGAGGACUGCCUGAAGAAACUCGGCCUCCAGACAGACAGAGAAAGGCUCCUCAGCCCAUCCCCGAAGAGCGAGAAGCUCUGGCAACUCUUCCAGCAGAUCCAGGCGGGAUUCGCCCGCCCCAUCCGGAGCCGGAGACCGUCCGGGUCCGAGCCGGAGCUGGACAUCGUGAGGCCGGACGAAGACCGGCCGGGUGUCACCGUGCCCACCAAAAGCAGGAGCCUGGAAGCCUCGCCACUGCAUUCGCCCUUGAAUGAUAUGAGGAAGCCUAUGUUGAAUACUGUCUGAUAAAUGUUUUCCUAUCUCUACUAUUAUUUUUCUAUUUUUUUCUGUACUUACUCCGUCUUCCUCAUCUUUCAUGCCUCUUCUUUAAUUUUUCUGUAUCAUCCCCGGUAUUGUUUUAUAUUUCCUGUCCAUAUUCCUUCUUCCUCGUCCUUUAUACCCAUUAUAUCUCCUUAUCAUCCUCCUAGAGUCCACUGAGGAUCGUCCCAUCUUUUAUUGUUUCCUCUCCUUCUUCCUUCUGCCUCACCCUUCAUAACCUAUUUUCAGUCUUUCCUUAUCAUCCUCCUCAUACCCAUUGAGGAUCAUCUCUUCUUUACUCUCCGAAGAAUUCAUGGUGAUGUAAUCCCCUCUAUUAUUUUGUUUUCUGUUCCUAUUAUUUCUCCCUUGUCCUUUAUACCUAUUUCCUAUCCUUCUUCAUUAUCCUCUUCAUAUCCCACUGAGGACCAUUUCUUCCUUACUCUCCAAAGACUGUAUGCUGAUGUUGUAUAUAUAUCCUGUAUAUGAAUAUGUACUAUAUCCUGAUUGACUAAGAGUUAAUGAAGAUGAUAAUAAUUGUAAUAAUUUUAAUGAUAAGGAUGAUGAUGGUGAUAAACAUUGCAUUUUAUGAAAAUAAAAAGCUUAUGUGA
Molecule: messenger RNA, 2105 nt
Organism: Macrobrachium nipponense
Lineage: Eukaryota; Metazoa; Arthropoda; Malacostraca; Decapoda; Palaemonidae
Exons: 5
Coding region: 193-1485 (430 amino acids)
Source: RefSeq, a predicted model, not a curated record